Molecule: messenger RNA, 804 nt
Organism: Alternaria postmessia
Lineage: Eukaryota; Fungi; Ascomycota; Dothideomycetes; Pleosporales; Pleosporaceae
Exons: 2
Coding region: 1-804 (267 amino acids)
Source: RefSeq, a predicted model, not a curated record
AUGGAGGAUGCAGGCUCGGAUUCCUCAUUCGAUCCUCACGCAGAAAUACUAGAAGAGAACCUCAUCAAAUUACGUGGUGACCUGGCACAAUUGCGUGAGGGGAUUGGACGAACAACCGAAAGGUUAACAGCGUGCAAAGCAUUGCUCGGUGCGAUCAUACAGAGGGGACUUGCAGACGAACUCGUCGAAGACGUUCGUGAGCUAGAGGACGGGAAGAGCAUGACCGAUUGGGUCGAGUACAUGCACUGUGUCCACAGCGUAGAUGAUAUGCGAGCUCGGUGGACUGUACGGGUAUUGCAACCAAUACUCUCGGCUUGCGCCGCCGCAUCGGUGCUGGCGGGCAAAGCGUUCAUCGUCCUCACCGAACCCAGCGUCAAAGUCGAGAUCAACAACCCAACCUACGUUGUCCGCCUGCGCAUGAACCGUAUUAGCGACAUCACGAAGGACCAUCGGAAGAAAAUAAAUGAGUUGAUCCUCCCCUAUCUGUACCGGGCGCGCGCCGCUCUGAAAGCUUUCCUGGUCGAGCACAAAGGCAGGAAGUCCGCGAUCCCCAAGGCCGUACUCACCGACUAUCGGGCAUGCAGCAACGACCGCGACGCCCGCGUACAAUUCUUCACCAGACAUUGGGACAUGGCCUUUGAGAAUCGAUCGGAUAAUCGCGAAUUUUCGACGUUCAAGACAAAGGCCUCAUACCUGUUGACUCUGGCGCAGUACCCUCUGAAGGCCAGCGUUCACGAAGCGUAUGAAGAGAUGAGCACGAUUAUCGACUACAUUGAGGAGAGGGUGUUGAUUGUCGCGAGAUGA